AUGCAACCUUUUUCCGUUUAUUUAAACCCUUUUUUUGGUUGUCAGGUUUUGGUGGAGGAGACAGCAAAUGUUAGAACAUUCAUAUUAAAUAGGCCUAACCAGUUGAAUGCUCUUUCUUUUCAAAUGAUAUCUAGGCUGUUGGAACUUUUCCAUGCUAGUGAAGGAGAUUCAAAUGUGAAGAUGAUAAUAUUGAAGGGAAAUGGAAGGGCUUUCUGUGCUGGUGGAGAUGUUACAGCUGUUGUCAAUAAUGUUCGCCAGGGUAACUGGAAACUGGGUGCUGAUUAUUUCCGUGAUGAGUUCACCCUUAACUAUGUGAUGGCAACAUAUAGUAAACCCCAGGUUUCCAUCCUUAAUGGAAUUGUCAUGGGAGGUGGACUUGGUGCUUCUGUACAUGGUAGAUUUCGAGUUGCAACAGAGAAGUCGGUUUGUGCUAUGCCCGAAACAGCUCUGGGACUCUUUCCUGAUGUAGGUGCCUCUUACUUUUAUUCGAGGCUUCCUGGAUUCUUCGGGGAAUAUGCUGGUCUUACUGGUGCUAGGUUGGAUGGUGCUGAAAUGCUUGCUUGUGGUCUAGCAACUCAUUUUGUACCCUCGGAGAGGUUGCCAUUUUUAGAACAAGCACUAGCUAAAGUCAAUACGAGUGAUCCAGAUGUUAUUUCUGCCAUCAUUAGUCGCUUCUCUAACAUACCAAAGUUGAAAGCAGAAAGUCCUUAUCACAAGAUGAAGAUUAUUGAUCGCUGUUUCUCUCGAAGAACAAUCGAGGAAAUCAUAUCUUCUCUUGAAAAUGAGGCUUUGAAAAAGAAGGAUGACUGGAUCUCUUCAACCAUCCAAUCGCUGAAGAAAGCAUCCCCAACAAGUCUUAAAAUUUCAUUGAGAUCAAUAAGAGAAGGGAGGCUGCAAGGUGUUGGUAGUUGCCUUAUUCGAGAGUACAGGAUGGUUUGUCAUGUGUUGAGGGGAGAAUUUAGCAAGGAUUUUUUCGAGGGAUGCAGAGCCAUACUCAUCGACAAGGAUAGAAAUCCUAGGUGGGAGCCCUCCAGACUGGAAUUAAUUAGAGAUGAUGAUGUUGACCGUUAUUUCUCCAAGAUAGACGAUGAAGAUUGGGAGGAUCUAAAGCUGCCUCCAAGAUCAAACUUGCCUCCAUAUGCAAUUGCCAAGCUUUAAAAUCGACUCUGAAGAUCUUGCAAUACUCUACAGCAUGUUGCACUCUGAUCACUAUUUCAUUAUGAAGGCACAAUAAUCAUUAAAAUUGUAUUACUUUUAUUGGUAAGUGGUACACGAAAUAAAUGCACAUCAUUCCAUUGUAUGAAAUGCCAAAAAUCAAGCUUAAGGAAAGAUACAUUACUAUACAAUACUUGCCAGAUAGUUGUGUAUACAGAUAUACACAUUAUUCCAUUGAAUUGAGAUGUCAAAACUCAAGCACAAAGGCUAGAUUGUACAAUACUAAAUAAUUGUGUGCCUCUUUGUAUUCAGAGAUAAUGUAUCGAUCUUAGUUUAUUGCAAUGCAAGAGCUUGUGGAUUA
Lycium ferocissimum is the source of this 1516-nucleotide messenger RNA. Its product is annotated as 3-hydroxyisobutyryl-CoA hydrolase 1-like. The transcript is spliced from 13 exons. The record is from RefSeq and is a predicted model, not a curated record. The coding region runs from base 1 to 1158 and encodes 385 amino acids. Gene Ontology annotation, biological process: L-valine catabolic process. Gene Ontology annotation, molecular function: 3-hydroxyisobutyryl-CoA hydrolase activity. NCBI's taxonomy places the organism in Eukaryota, Viridiplantae, Streptophyta, Magnoliopsida, Solanales, Solanaceae.